GACCGCGCACUCGCGGCACUGGUUGGGCGGCAAGGAGCGGGGUGUCAUGCGGCACUGCGGUUCUGAGAAUGUUACUCCGGCCACUCCAGAGAGGGCGGAGGAGGAGGCUGGAGCGCGACGGUGAUUUUGUGCCAGGGCUUUAGAGAGGCGCACUGAAAAGGCUGGCGGGGCUCAGGAAUUGGGGGUUAGGAACACACGUUCAAGCCCCCACCCCUCGGGGAGGGGACGAGGUUUGCCUGUCUUUGGUGAGGGGCUGCGGGAAGGGAAGGCUCCGCGGGUCGAAGCGUUUCCAUGCCCACUGGUGGGUGGAACGUUUUGAGCAUGGGGGCCGCUUCGAAUCCUUAGCGUGAUAUCUAACGUAUUUCAUUUAGCCCCCGUUGAGAUUAAUUCACUGGGGGCAGUUUCGCAGGUUUGGCUCCUUCAAGAGCUGGGCUACCUUGACGGGCUUUUUGUUUUCCUGCUCCAGCCCCCUUUCCCUUCCUCCUCCUCCAGAUACCUUUUUUUCUGCCCCUCCUCGCCCGAUACAGACAUUUUCAGCGCUAGCUGACGCUCGUGGCUGCUGUCGAAGCCACUUCUCGGGAUUUCGGCUCAUUUUCCUCUGGGGUGUUUUUGAGGAGGGAGAGCCUUUUUCCUCUUCACGAUGGGAUUUUCUUCCCGUGCCAAAAUGGACUUUCAUUGAUUUCCUCUUAAGCGUUUAGUGACCAAUUCCCUAGGCGUAUUUUUUUGUGAUAGUUCCUCUUUAAAAUAUAUUAUCUGUAAAAUGGAGAACGAGAUUUUUACGCCCCUUGUGGAGCAGUUCAUGACCAGCCCCUUGGUCACUUGGGUUAAAACGUUUGGACCUCUGGCUGCAGAAAAUGGGACCAACCUGGAUGAAUAUGUGGCUUUGGUGGAUGGGGUAUUCUUGAACCAUGUCAUGUUCCAAAUUAAUCCUAAAUUGGAGAGUCAGAGAGUAAAUAAAAAAGUCAACAAUGAUGCCUCACUUAGAAUUCAUAAUCUAUCCAUUUUGGUGAGACAGAUAAAAUUUUAUUACCAGGAGACUUUGCAGCAGUUGAUCAUGAUGUCCUUGCCAAAUGUCUUAGUCAUUGGCAAAAAUCCCUUUUCUGAACAAGGCACAGAAGAAGUUAAAAAGUUGCUUUUACUUUUACUGGGUUGUGCAGUUCAGUGUCAGAAAAAAGAAGAAUUUAUCGAAAAAAUUCAAGGCUUAAAUUUUGACACAAAAGCAGCAGUUGCUGCACAUAUUCAAGAGGUAACCCAUAAUCAGGAGAAUGUGUUUGAUCUUCAGUGGAUGGAAGGGACUGAUAUGUCUCAGGAGGAAAUAGAGCCACUCUUAAAAAAUAUGGCAUUGCAUCUUAAAAGACUUAUAGAUGAAAGAGAUGAACAUUCAGAGACUAUCAUAGAACUCUCUGAAGAGCAAGAUGGUCUUCACUUUCUAUCCCAUGCCUCUUUAUCUGUACAGUCACCCUGUGGUUCUCCAGGCAUGAAGCAAACAGAAAGUCGACAACGUCUGUCAGUGGAACUGGCAGAUGCUAAAGCCAAGAUAAGAAGGCUUAGGCAGGAAUUGGAGGAAAAGACUGAAGAGUUAUUGGACUGCAAAGAAGAACUUGAGCAAAUGGAAAUAGAAUUAAAAAGGCUGCAACAAGAGAACAUGAACUUGCUUUCGGAUGCUCGUUCUGCAAGAAUGUACCGAGAUGAAUUAGAUGCACUUCGGGAGAAGGCAAUCAGAGUUGAUAAGCUGGAAAGUGAAGUCAGCAGAUAUAAAGAAAGGCUACAUGAUAUUGAAUUUUAUAAGGCAAGAGUUGAGGAAUUAAAAGAAGACAAUCAAGUUUUAUUAGAAACAAAAACCAUGUUGGAAGAUCAAUUAGAAGGCACUCGAGCUCGUUCUGAUAAGUUGCAUGAAUUAGAAAAAGAGAAUUUACAACUAAAAGCUAAACUGCAUGAUAUGGAAAUGGAACGUGAUAUGGAUAGAAAAAAGAUAGAAGAAUUAAUGGAAGAAAAUAUGACUUUGGAAAUGGCACAGAAACAGAGUAUGGAUGAAUCAUUACAUCUUGGCUGGGAGCUGGAACAAAUAUCCAGAACUAGUGAAUUUUCUGAAGCACCACAAAAAUCUUUGGGCCAUGAGGUGAAUGAAUUGACAGCAAGUAGGUUAUUGAAAUUAGAAAUGGAAAACCAGAGUUUGACAAAAACUGUAGAAGAACUUCGGAGUAGUAUGGAUUCUGCAAAAGGUAACAUUUCCAAAAUCCUGAAAGUUGAGAAAGAAAAUCAAAGAUUAAAUAAAAAGGUUGAAAUUCUUGAAAAUGAGAUUAUUCAAGAAAAGCAAAGUCUUCAGAAUUGUCAGAAUUUAAGCAAGGAUCUAAUGAAGGAGAAAACUCAACUUGAAAAAACAAUUGAAACACUUAGAGAAAAUUCAGAGAGAGAGGAUUUGGUGAAUGAAAAAUUGAAGAAUCAACAAAUGAAUAAUGAUCUUGAAAAAUUAACUCAUGAGCUUGAGAAAAUAGGGUUAAAUAAAGAGAGACUCUUACAUGAUGAGCAAAGUACUGAUGACAGGUACAAACUUCUGGAAUCAAAACUAGAAUCCACUCUAAAGAAGUCCCUUGAAAUAAAAGAAGAAAAAAUUGCUGCUUUAGAAGCUCAAUUAGAAGAAUCCACAAAUUAUAACCAGCAGUUGCGCCAAGAACUUAAAACAGUGAAAAAGAAUUACGAAGCUCUCAAACAGAGACAAGAUGAGGAAAGGAUGGUACAGACCUCUCCUCCAACUUCUGGUGAAGAUAACAAAUGGGAACGAGAAAAUCAAGAAACAACUAGAGAGCUUCUCAAAGUCCAAAGUCGAGUAAUUGAAGUAGAAAGAAAUGUAAGUAUUUUACAGUUUUUCAUAGGA
Messenger RNA from Manis javanica (Malayan pangolin), 2875 nucleotides. NCBI's taxonomy places the organism in Eukaryota, Metazoa, Chordata, Mammalia, Pholidota, Manidae. The record is from RefSeq and is a predicted model, not a curated record.